Molecule: messenger RNA, 1266 nt
Organism: Selaginella moellendorffii
Lineage: Eukaryota; Viridiplantae; Streptophyta; Lycopodiopsida; Selaginellales; Selaginellaceae
Product: protein UNUSUAL FLORAL ORGANS-like
Exons: 1
Coding region: 1-1266 (421 amino acids)
Molecular function (GO): protein binding
Source: RefSeq, a predicted model, not a curated record
AUGGUGAGCGAGGCGAUUCCCAGCGAUGGUGAAGAAAGAUCGCAGCAAGAAGCGGCGGGCGUGGAAGGGGAGGCGUCCUGCAGCUAUAAUCUCGUGAAGAAGAUGAAGAAGCUGGAUCGAGAAUCCCUGAAAACCCCAAUCCCCGGCGGAGAGGAAGAGGAGGACGAUGACGAUCAAUUCAUGGAUCCAGCAUUGUGGGGAUGCCUCCCGGAGGAUCUCCACGACAGAAUCCUGGCCCGGCUCCCAAUCCCCAGCUUCUUCCGGCUCCGCAUCGUCUGCUCGCGCUGGCAAUCCCUCCUCUCCUCCCCGACAUUCCUGGGGCACUGCGCCGCCAAGAAUCACCAAUCCUGGCUCCUGAUGUUCGCGGACGUCCACUACAAGCUCGUCUUCGUCUACAUCCCGGACGAAGAUCGCUGGCUCCAUUUCCCCCUCUCCUUCCUCCCCUCCAACAUCUACUACAUCACCGGCGCCGGCGGAUUGCUGUGCUUCCGCCUCGUCGAGGCAAACGGCGCCUCGAGCAUGUGUGUGUGCAAUCCAAUCACGCGAUCCUGGCGCCGCUUGCCGCCGCUGCUGGGAGAUUUCUACGCGGGGCUCGUCGGCAUGGUCGCCGAGAGCGAGGACCCGAGAACCCUAAAAUCCGGGCGAUACCGCAUUGUCGUACGGACAAAGCCGCCCGGAUCGGACGACUUCGAUUUCACCAACCUGCGUACGGAGGUGUACGAUUCGGCCAGUGGCCACUGGUCAAUUAGUGGCGUACCGGAGGACGACCUCACCAUGGGCAAGGCGGUGUGUAACGGCGUCCUCUAUUUCAUGACGUGGGAGGCGCGAAACGGGGUAUAUGCUUUCCUUGUGGACCAGGGAAUCUGGAUCAACAUUAACGCGCCGUGGCCCUAUUUCUUUACGUGCCCCCAUUUGGUGGAAUGCGCGGGCGCGCUCUUCAUGGUGGGCGGGUUUGGCAAGCAGCACGUUUCCACGGUGGGGAUUAGGGUUUGGCAGCUUAGGGCAGAGGCGAUGGAGUGGGAGCUCAUCGAUUCCAUGCCCAGCCGCCUCUUCGACGAGUUUCUCACCAAGCCGGGAGGGAUGUACUUCGAUUGCGCGGGCAAUGGCGGAUGCGUCUACUUCAUCAAUUACGAGAAGCCGCCGAUGCUCAUCGUGUUUGAUGUGGUGCGGUGCCUGUGGAGGAAGCUGGGAUCGCCAGCGCCCAAUGUGUUGCACAAAAUGUUCCUUUGUUUCUCCUUCACGCCCCAGCUCGGCUGCCCGAUUUGA